UACAGUGUUUGCAAUAGUACUGGAUUGUUUUCUAAUUUUUAAUUUUGUUUUAUAUGUUAAAAUGAUAUAGAAUAACUUUGCAAUAAUAAAUUAAUAUAUAUUGCAAACUAAUGAUCCUACAAUUAUGGUGGUAAAUGCACCAGACUCGCCUACACAGGCGGAAGUUAUAUUCGUUAUAGAAGCUACAUCAACAAAUGGGGCAUACAUUAGUGAACUGAAAACAAAUUAUUUAAUUCCUACACUUGAAUACUUCCAUGGAGGUGCAUUAGAGGAGGGUGGUGGUAGUGGUUCUGUGUACAGUAUAGUUACAUACAGAGCUGCUGACAGUCACCCGGGUGUGCCAGUAUCUACUUAUGGACCUUUCACAUCACCACAAAAUGUUGUUGAAACUGUGGACAAAAUACAAUACAUAAGCGGGCAUGCGGAGAGCCGCGCAUGCGUCACAGAAGCUCUAACAGCAGCACUGGCAUGUUUUGAAGAGCUCGGCAGAACUGAUAUACCAAUGCACAUACUACUGAUGUGUACAUCUCCACCAUAUUCUGCAUACGCGGGGGGACUGCCGCCUCCAGGUGCCCCAGCAACUGUUGAACAAGCAGCACGAUUGGUUGGCGAGCGUGGUGCUCAGUUGUCUAUUGUGGCAGCUCGUAGAAUAACCACAUUGCAUUCCCUCUAUGAACAUGCCGGGGGCGAGUUACAUCAAGCACAGCAGCGGAAUUAUGCGAAGGAUCCUAGACAUUUGGUGUUGCUCCGUGGAUACAGCUUAAAGGAACGGCCGCCCAGUCCUGCUCCGCCGCCUGUUCCGGACAUACAGACAGAUAUGUAUGGACAGGGCCGCGGCGCGGGUGUGGGCGUGGGCGUGGGAGUGGGAGUGGGCGUGGGCGUGGGCGUGGGCGUAGGAGUGGGCGUGGGCGCUACAAACACUCGUCCGCCAGCGCCUCUGUUCCCGCGGGCGGCAGCUCGCGGCGGAUGGCCGGUGCCUCGUCAGCCGCUCACGUACGCCAACUCGGCGCUGCUGACGCAGCUCGCGCAGCCCUCGUUCCCGCCACCGCCGCCCCAACAAGUCUCUCGUAUGCCAAAUAUGCUUACACCGGGUCCUUCCACGUCGCCCGCCACAGGCGGCCCGCCAGCUCCUCAACGCAGCAUUAUAUGGAACGGCGUUAUCGAAUGGAUGGAGAAAGGCAAAGCACCAGGGGAUCAGCAGAAGACCACCAGGCUUCUGUCGUGCCAAGUGUCAGCAAGUUCCAAGGACGUGGAGCCGGACCUAAAGGUGGACACGUGGCCGAACAAGCUGCUCAUGCAGCUGAUGCCCAAACAGCUGAUCAGCAACAUCGGUGGCGCGUACCUCAAGGAGAGCAAGUCUGUGUUGUUCCACCUCCAGCCCAGUGAGGCGUUGGAUGCACUCACAAAGGUCAUGGUCAAUGGAUUUGCGGGCUGCGUCCAUUUCUCCCCGAUGCCGUCCCCGCCGCAGUGCGACAUCAAGGUGUUGAUUCUGCUGUACACGCCAGAUAAGAAGGCGUACCUCGGAUUCAUACCAAACAACCAGGCUGCGUUUGUAGACAGGCUCCGGAAAGUGAUCCAACAGCAGAAGAUCACUCAGAUUAUAAAUAAACAGCAGAUGCCGGCGGGCGCAGGCGGUUCAAUGCCCACUUCCACCAUGGCCGGUUCGAUGCCUACACCGGGGAUGUCAAACGCAGGGAUGGGGAGUGGUGGCAACAUGGGACCAGGUCCAAGUAUGGGUCCGGGUACCAGUAUGGGCCCGGGAAGCAAUAUGGGACCCGGGAGCAGUAUGGGAGGUGGCAUGCCCGUCGGCAGCGUGGGUAACGUGGGCGUGGGGCAGAUGUCCGGAGUACCCACCAGCCAGAGCAUGGUGCAGUCACAAAUGCAGCAGCAUCCGCAGAGCAUGAUGAUCGGCGGGAUGGGCGGCCAGGUGCAGCAGGUGGGCGGCAAGGGUCCCCGCCCUGUCACACAGAUGGACGGGUUGGAGGCCGCCCGCCAGCAGAACAUCGAGAAGAUGCAACACCUGCAGCAGACCAUAGAGGCGGCGCACCAGCAGCAACAGUACAAGUCGCAAAUGGACAUGAUGUCGCACUUCCACGCGCAGACCGAGCACUAUAAACAGUUGGAGCUGCAACAACAAUUGCAACAGCAGCUCAGAAGUGCAGGCGCUGGCGGUCCAGUGGCCGGAGGACAUCCGCCGCGGAUCAUGAGACCCUUACUACCUUCCAAUCCGGGCCUUAGGCAUCUCCUGCAGCAGCAACCACAGUACCGGCCGGGCGGCAGCGGGGCGCGUCCUUCUGCACAGUCUCAACAAUUCGAUGACGUCUCGAGUUAUGAUUUCCUGUAGAUUUUUUAUAGAGCCUAGUUAUAAGUAAUAUACAUAUAGUCAUUGGCUUUGUGUGGGCGCUGUAUUAUUUUAUAUUCAUUUAUUUUUUAAUGGAUGAUACGCUGGCGCCAGUGGAAAAUCAAUAUGAGGUCAGGUCAGUUAACCCGUCAUUGCAAAUUCAAUAGAAGUUUAUGAUAAUGAUUUCCAGAGCGAACUGUGUGGAAGUCAACCUAACGUGGAACAUUGCUAAAAAUUUGCUUCGCUACGAUUUAUAAUUACAAAACAUUUUAUUGAUACGUUUUUGUUUUUAAAUUAGAAAAGGACUAGAUUAUUAUUGUUUUUUAUAUAUGAGUUUUUGCCUCUUUUCAACCGUAUGUACGUAUAUGUUAUUUCGAUCCGUAUACUCUUUUACUGCAUAUACUUGUCCGCGUAGGUGACUCAAGAAUUUACAUAUUUUUGUCGAUAGAGGAACCCCUUAAUAUAAUUUCAUCUCAAAUUUAUUAACUUAUGAAACACAAUUUUUUCAUAUAUAGUUCGUAACAGUAUUACAUUUUGCGCUGUUUAUUGCCAGACAAGAUCCAGAUUUUAUGU
Molecule: messenger RNA, 2914 nt
Organism: Achroia grisella
Lineage: Eukaryota; Metazoa; Arthropoda; Insecta; Lepidoptera; Pyralidae
Product: mediator of RNA polymerase II transcription subunit 25-like
Exons: 15
Coding region: 125-2344 (739 amino acids)
Biological process (GO): positive regulation of transcription by RNA polymerase II
Cellular component (GO): transcription regulator complex; mediator complex
Source: RefSeq, a predicted model, not a curated record